Messenger RNA from Cololabis saira (Pacific saury), 11372 nucleotides. It is a transcript of the gene fbn3, whose product is annotated as fibrillin 2b. The record is from RefSeq and is a predicted model, not a curated record. The transcript has 65 exons. Gene Ontology annotation, molecular function: calcium ion binding. Lineage: Eukaryota; Metazoa; Chordata; Actinopteri; Beloniformes; Belonidae. The coding region runs from base 229 to 8862 and encodes 2877 amino acids.
GUUCAAUAUUCCACUUCUGGGGCGCAUAUCCUGUCUCACAUUGCUGUGCUGCUCGACGCAGAGGCGCUCCGACUGCUGCAAGCCUCUACCCUGGAGUACACACCACGACCUGGUCUCAGUCCAGAUCUAGAACCUGCAUCUCAGUCUGGGUCCUCACAGUAAACACAGAGUCGGAGAGUGAGCCGUAACCAGGGAGCGAUUCGGUUGGAGGGAUAGCCAGGCCGACCAAUGGGAUCAGGGAAGCUGGCUCAGUUGCUGCUUGGAUGGGCAGCGGUAUGUCUUUGGCCCGUUCAUGUGGCUUUUGGUGAAACUGGAGAUGGACCUCACCAAGCGAGCCGCUUUACUGGCAGCGCGGACCAGAGGGAAGUGCAGCGGGUUCGACGUCGUGGCCAGGAGUCGUUGAGAGGACCCAACGUGUGUGGCUCUCGCUUCCAUUCAUACUGCUGCCCGGGCUGGAAGACUUUGCCUGGAGGGAAUCAAUGUAUCGUCCCAAUUUGCAGGAACACGUGUGGCGAUGGCUUUUGCUCCAGACCUAACAUGUGCACCUGCUCCAAUGGCCAGCUCUCUCCCAGCUGUGGUGCAGGAGCAGGAGGAGGAAUUCAGUCCUGUAAUAUCAGGUGUAUGAAUGGAGGCAGCUGCGCUGAGGACUCCUGCUCGUGCCCCAAGGGAUACACCGGCGGCCACUGUGGACAACCGGUGUGCGAGAACGGCUGCCAGAACGGCGGGCGCUGCAUCGGGCCCAGCAGAUGUGCCUGUGUCUACGGUUUCACUGGCCCGCAGUGCGAGAGAGACUACAGGACUGGGCCAUGUUUCACCCAGGUGAACAACCAGAUGUGCCAGGGCCAGCUCAGUGGAAUCGUCUGCACCAAAACUCUGUGCUGCGCUACCAUUGGCCGGGCGUGGGGCCACCCCUGCGAGCAGUGUCCUGCCCAGCCGCACCCCUGCAGACGAGGCUUCAUCCCAAACAUCCGCACUGGAGCCUGCCAAGACGUUGAUGAGUGCCAGGCGGUGCCAGGCCUCUGUGCUGGAGGCAACUGUAUCAACACUGUGGGAUCCUAUGAAUGUAAAUGCCCCGCCGGCCACCGUCAGAGCGAAACCAACCACAAAUGUGAAGAUAUUGAUGAAUGUAGCACCAUUCCUGGUGUGUGCGAUGGAGGAGAAUGUACCAACACUGCUGGCAGCUACGUAUGCGUCUGUCCACGGGGCUACGUCUCCAGCACAGACGGCUCCAGAUGUGUCGAUCAGCGCGUCGGCACGUGUUUCUCUGCGCUCACAAAUGGCCGCUGUGCCGCAGAGCUGAAUGGCCAGUACACCAAGAUGCAGUGUUGCUGCGACACAGGACGCUGCUGGGCUUUAGGACAGAUCCCUGAGAUGUGUCCAGUCAGAGGUUCUGAUGAGUACAGGCGUCUUUGCAUUGUGGGUGUUGCCCAAGGACAACUUCCUCUAAACUACCCGAAUGGAUAUUACCCCAACAAUGGCAAUUAUGGAUUCAAGUUCCCAAGUGUAUCAAUCAGCAAUGGAGGGGGUGGCGGCAACGGAGGAGGAGGAAAUGGUGGGAACAACAGAGGCAAUGGAGGAGGAGGAGUGAACUCCCAAAAUAUUGGUACUGUGACUGUGAAUGAAACCAUUGAUGUGUGCAAGCAUUUUACUAAUCUGUGUCUGAAUGGACGCUGCAUCCCAACACCUACGCGCUACCGCUGCGAGUGCAACAUGGGCUACAAGCAGGAUGUCCGUGGGGAGUGUAUCGAUGUGGAUGAGUGUGUGAGUAACCCAUGUAUCAAUGGAGACUGUGUCAACACUUCUGGAUCGUACCACUGCAAGUGCCACGAGGGGUACCAGGGAACCCCCACCAAACAGGCCUGUAUUGAUAUUGACGAGUGUAUUGUGAAUGGAGUAAUGUGUCGCAAUGGCCGCUGCGUCAACACAGAGGGAAGCUUUCAGUGUAUCUGCAACGCUGGCUUCGAACUCACCUCUGAUGGAAAGAACUGCAUUGAUCAUGAUGAGUGUGCCACUACCAACAUGUGUCUCAACGGCAUGUGCAUCAACGAGGAUGGCAGCUUUAAAUGCAUCUGCAAGCCUGGCUUUGCACUGGCGCCUAACGGACGCUACUGCACAGACAUUGACGAGUGUCAGACUCCUGGUAUCUGUAUGAACGGCCGCUGCAUCAACUCGGAGGGUUCUUUCCGCUGUGAGUGCCCACCAGGUCUGGCUGUGGAUAUGGAUGGAAGAGUGUGUGUGGACACGCACAUGAGGACCACCUGCUAUGGCGCCAUUAAGAUGGGCACAUGCUCACGCCCAUUCCCAGGAGCUGUGACCAAGUCGGAGUGCUGCUGUGCUGAUCCCGAACAUGGGUUUGGAGAGCCUUGCCAGCCCUGCCCAUCUAGAAACUCAGCCGAGUUCCAGGCUGUGUGCAGCAGCGGUAUUGGCAUCACAGUGGAUGGCAGAGAUAUCAACGAGUGUGCCUUGGAUCCUGACAUUUGCCAGAACGGCAUUUGUGAAAACCUCAGAGGAAGCUACCGCUGCAUUUGCAACAUUGGCUAUGAGUCUGACACAAGUGGCAAGAACUGCGUUGACAUCAAUGAAUGUCUGGUGAACCGAUUGCUGUGCGACAACGGCCUUUGCAGAAACACUCCCGGCUCCUACACAUGCUCCUGUCCUAAUGGAUUUGUCUUCAGACCUGACUCAGAGACCUGUGAAGAUAUCAAUGAAUGUGAAUCCAGCCCGUGUAUCAAUGGAGCAUGUCGUAACGUAGCUGGGUCUUUCAACUGUGAGUGUGCCCAUGGCAGCAAACUGGACUCCACCAACACCAUCUGCGUGGAUAGCAUGAAGAGUACUUGCUGGCUCACUAUACAAGACAACCGCUGUGAGGUCAACAUCAACGGAGCCACGCUCAAGUCUGAGUGUUGCUCCACACUGGGAGCCGCGUGGGGCAGCCCCUGUGAACGCUGCGAGAUUGACACUGCUUGUACUCGAGGAUUUGCUCGCAUGAAGGGUCUUGUUUGUGAAGAUAUUAAUGAGUGUGAAGUAUUCCCUGGGGUGUGUACAAAUGGACGAUGUGUGAACACCCAGGGCUCGUUCCGCUGUGAGUGUCCCGAGGGUCUGACCUUGGACAGCAGUGGUCGCACGUGUGUGGACACGCGCAGCGAGCAGUGCUACAAGAAAUGGCACGAGGACGAGUGUGGCGAGCCGCUACCGGGGAGAUACCGCGUGGACAUGUGCUGCUGUUCUGUGGGGGCUGCUUGGGGCGUCGACUGUGAGGAGUGUCCCAAAGAAGACACACCAGAAUACAAAACCAUUUGUCCUCGAGGGCGUGGCUUUGCCAACAGAGGAGAUAUAUUGACCGGCAGGGCCUUCUAUAAAGAUGUAAAUGAGUGUAAAGUGUUCCAGGGUCUGUGCUCUCAUGGAACCUGCAGAAACACCAUUGGCAGUUUCAAGUGUCGAUGCAACAGUGGCUUCGCUCUAAAUGCUGAAGAGAGGAACUGCACAGACAUUGAUGAGUGUCGCAUCUCCCCUGACCUGUGUGGUCAGGGUACCUGCGUUAACACACCUGGUAGCUUUGAGUGUGAGUGCUUUGAAGGCUAUGAAAGUGGCUUCAUGAUGAUGAAGAACUGCAUGGACAUUGAUGAGUGCGAGAGGAACCCUCUGCUGUGUCAUGGAGGAACCUGCAUGAACACAGAAGGGAGCUUUGAUUGUGAAUGUCCUACUGGAUACCUGCUCAGCAAUGACGCGUCGGUCUGUGAAGAUCUGAACGAGUGCCAGCUGAGUGAAAACUUGUGCAAACACGGCGAGUGUGUGAAUAUGGCAGGAACCUACCAGUGCUCGUGUAACACCGGUUACCAGGCAACGCCAGACCGGCAGGGCUGCGUUGACAUCGAUGAGUGCACCAUAAUGAACGGAGGCUGCGAGACCCACUGUACCAACUCAGAGGGCAGCUAUGAGUGCAGCUGCACUGAGGGCUAUGCCCUGAUGCCUGACCUCAGGACCUGUUCAGAUAUUGAUGAAUGUGAGGAGACUCCAGACAUCUGUGAUGGAGGUCAAUGCACCAACAUUCCUGGCGAAUAUCGCUGUCUGUGUUUCGACGGAUUUAUGGCUUCCAUGGACAUGAGGACUUGUAUUGAUGUGAACGAAUGUGAUCUGAACCCAAACAUCUGUCUCCACGGCGACUGUGAGAACACUAAAGGCUCCUUCAUCUGCCACUGUCAGCUGGGAUACUUUGUCAAGAAAGGAUCCACGGGUUGCACGGAUAUUGACGAGUGUGAGAUCGGAGCUCAUAAUUGUGACAUGCACGCCGCCUGCAUCAAUGUGCCGGGAAGCUUCAAAUGUCGCUGUCGAGAUGGCUGGGUGGGAGACGGCAUCAAGUGUGUGGAUCAUGACGAAUGCUCCUUGGAGGACCACAACUGCAACCCCAAUGCCGACUGUGUCAACACACCAGGAUCCUACAGGUGUACAUGCAAAGACGGCUUUCAUGGAGACGGUUUUUCAUGCUCUGACAUGGAUGAGUGUGCAGACAAUGUCAACCUGUGUGAGAACGGCCAGUGUCUGAAUGCCCCGGGAGGCUACCGCUGCGAGUGUGAGAUGGGCUUCACUCCUACAGAAGACAGCAAGGCCUGCCAAGACAUUGAUGAGUGUAAUUUCCAAAACAUCUGUGUAUUUGGAACGUGCCAGAACCUUCCAGGGAUGUUCCGCUGUGUGUGUUAUGAUGGUUACGAACUUGACCGCAGUGGAGGAAACUGCACUGAUAUCAAUGAGUGUGCUGAUCCAGUCAACUGCAUCAAUGGACUCUGUGUGAACACACCAGGGAACUACCUGUGUAACUGUCCGCCUGACUUUGAGCUCAACCCGACUGGAGUGGGCUGCGUGGACACCCGCGUUGGAAACUGUUUCUUGGACGUCCUGAACCGUGGUGACGGAGGAAUCUCCUGCAGUGCAGAGAUCGGCGUGGGUGUGACUCGUGCCUCCUGUUGCUGCUCCAUGGGAGGAGCGUGGGGAAGCCCUUGUGAACUCUGCCCCCCACCCAACUCCACGGAAUACAAGACUCUUUGUCCAGGAGGAGAGGGUUUCAGACCCAACCCCAUCACUGUAAUCCUGGAAGAUAUUGACGAGUGCCAGGAGUUACCAGGUCUCUGCCAGGGCGGAAACUGCAUAAACACAUUUGGUAGUUUCCAGUGUGAGUGUCCAGCGGGCUACUAUCUCAACGAAGAAACACGCAUCUGUGAAGAUAUUGAUGAGUGUAGCACACACUUUGGUAUCUGUGGACCUGGUACUUGCUACAACACUCUGGGCAACUACACUUGUGUGUGUCCACCUGAAUACAUGCAGGUCAACGGAGGAAACAACUGCAUGGACAUGAGGAAGAGUGUGUGCUACCGCAACUACAACGACACGUGUGAGAACGAGCUGUCGUUCAACAUGACCAAGAAGAUGUGCUGCUGUGCCUACAAUGUUGGAAAAGCUUGGAACAAGCCAUGCGAGGCGUGUCCUACUCCCGCUACCACUGAGUACCAGUUGCUGUGUGGUAACCAGGCUCCCGGCUUUAUCAUUGACAUCCAUACUGGCAAGCCAAUUGAUAUUGAUGAAUGCAGGGAGAUCCCAGGCAUCUGCGCUUUCGGAGUGUGUAUCAACCAGAUCGGGAGCUUCAGGUGCGAGUGUCCCAUGGGCUUCAGCUACAACAACAUACUACUGAUUUGUGAAGAUAUUGAUGAGUGUAACAGUGGGGACAACCUGUGCCAACGCAAUGCCAACUGUAUCAACAUUCCAGGCAGCUUUCGCUGCGAGUGCUCACAAGGCUUCAAGCUGUCUCCCAACGGAGCCUGUGUGGAUCGUAACGAGUGCCAGGAGAUUCCUAACGUGUGCAGCCAUGGCCGGUGUAUAGACACGCAGGGCAGUUACCGCUGUCUCUGCCACAACGGCUUCAAGGCCACGGCUGAUCAGACCAUGUGCAUGGACAUCGAUGAGUGUGAGAGACAGCCGUGUGGUAACGGCACCUGUAAAAACACAGUGGGGUCCUACAACUGUCUCUGCUUCCCUGGCUUUGAGCUCACACACAACAACGACUGCAUGGACGUAGAUGAGUGCAGCGCCCUCCAGGGCCAAGUGUGCAGGAAUGGACAGUGUAUCAACGGACUCGGUUCCUUCCAGUGUCUCUGUUAUGAGGGUUAUGAAAACACACCUGACGGGAAGAACUGUGUUGAUAUUAACGAGUGCGUGAGUUUGCCUGGGACGUGUUCUCCGGGAACCUGCCAGAAUCUGGAUGGAUCCUUCAGAUGUAUCUGCCCUCCUGGCUAUGAAGUUCAGAGUGACCACUGUAUAGAUAUCAAUGAGUGCGACGUGGAGCCCAACAUCUGCCAGUUUGGCACCUGCACCAACACCCCCGGCAGCUUCCAGUGCACCUGCCAGCCAGGCUUUGUACUCUCUGAUAACAAACGGCGUUGCUAUGAUACUAGAGAGAGCUUCUGCUUUACCAAAUUUGAAGCGGGCAAAUGUUCUGUCCCCAAGGCCUUCAACGCCACCAAGGCCAAGUGCUGCUGCAGCAUGAUGCCAGGAGAGGGCUGGGGGCUGCCCUGUGAACUGUGCCCACGAAAAGAUGAUGCUGCUUUUAAAACUCUGUGUCCCUACGGCCUUGGAUCUGUGCCUGGGCUGGGGGAAACUCGUGAGGAUACGAACGAGUGUCUGACUAACCCGGGAAUCUGCCAGAACGGCAUCUGCAUCAACACGGAUGGGUCAUUCCGAUGUGAAUGCCCGUUUGGAUACAAUCUGGAUUACACUGGAGUCAACUGUGUCGAUACUGAUGAGUGCUCGAUAGGAAACCCCUGUGGAAAUGGAACCUGCACCAACGUGGUUGGAGGUUUUGAGUGUUCCUGCCUGGAUGGCUUUGAACCCGGACCUAUGAUGACUUGUGAAGACAUCAACGAGUGUUCCCAGAAUCCUUUGCUUUGCGCCUUCCGCUGCGUCAACACCUUUGGUUCUUAUGAAUGCAUGUGUCCUGCUGGCUACAUGCUACGAGACGACCAGCGCAUGUGCAGAGACCAGGACGAGUGCUCAGAGGGGCUGGAUGACUGUGAUUCUAAGGGCAUGACCUGUAAGAAUCUGAUCGGUACCUUCAUGUGCAUCUGUCCUCCCGGCAUGCAGCGUCGGCCAGAUGGAGAAGGAUGUAUGGACCUGAACGAAUGUCAUGCCAAACCUGGAAUCUGUAAGAACGGGCGCUGUGUCAACACAGUGGGCAGCUACCGCUGCGAGUGCAACGACGGCUUCGAGCCGAGCUCCACCGGAACAGAAUGUAUUGACAACAGGAAGGGCUACUGUUACACGGAGGUUCUUCAGACCAUGUGCCAGCAGUCGUCGACCAGCAGGAACAGUGUGACCAAGUCUGAGUGCUGCUGCAACGUGGGCCGAGGAUGGGGGUCCCAGUGUGAGCUGUGCCCUCUGCCUGGCACCUUACAGUACAAGAAGAUGUGCCCACUCGGACCUGGCUAUACCACAGAUGGUAGAGACAUCAACGAGUGCCAAGUGCUGCCAGAUAUGUGCCACAACGGGCAGUGCAUCAACACCGUUGGAUCUUUCCGUUGCCACUGUAACGUGGGAUACAAAGCUGACUUCACUGCCACCUCCUGCGUUGAUAUGGAUGAGUGUUCUCUGUCUCCGAAGCCCUGUAACUUCCUGUGUAAAAACACAGAAGGUAGCUACCUUUGCUCCUGCCCCAGAGGAUACAGCCUCCAGCCGGAUGGAAAGACCUGCAAAGAUCUGGAUGAAUGUUCCACGAAGCAGCACAACUGCCAGUUCCUCUGCGUCAACACCAUCGGAGGCUUCAACUGCAAGUGUCCCCCCGGUUUCACUCAGCACCAAACCGCCUGCGUCGACAACAAUGAGUGUACGGCCCAAAACAGCGCGUGUGGUUCCCGAGCCGCUUGCGUCAACACGCCUGGUAGCUUCAACUGUGAAUGCUCCAAAGGUUUCUCCCUGGACAACACCGGCCUGGGGUGUGAGGAUGUGGAUGAGUGUGGCAGCAACCACCGCUGUCAGCACGGCUGUCAGAACAUGCUGGGAGGUUUCCGCUGCGGAUGUCCUCAGGGCUACGUGCAGCACUACCAGUGGAACCAGUGCGUGGAUGAAAACGAGUGUCAGGGAGGAACCGUUUGUGGCUCGGCCUCCUGCUACAACACUUUGGGCAGCUUCAAGUGUGUGUGUCCCUCUGGCUUUGAGUUUGAGCAGAAUGCCGGCUGCCACGAUGUGAACGAAUGCAACGGUGGCACAAACCCUUGCAUCUACGGCUGCUCCAACACUGAUGGAGGCUACCUGUGUGGCUGCCCCGGAGGUUUCUACAGAGCAGGACAGGGUCACUGCAUAACAGGCUCAGGCUUCCCAAGCCAGCUUGAGGAAGGUGAAGACGAUGACAGUCUGUCUCCCGAGGCCUGCUACGAGUGUAAGAUCAAUGGAGGAGGAAAGAACAGAAGACACAAGCGCAAUGCUGAUGAAAAUGAGCUCGACCAGGAACAUGUCAGUAUGGCUAGCGUGGACACCCAGGCCUCCAUCCCCAUGAACCUGUCGCUGACGUCGCUGCUCAACAAAGAGCCUCUGCUGGAGCUCCUGCCCGCCCUGCAGCCGCUGGAGCACCAUGUGCGUUACGUGAUAACCCACGGCAACACCGACCAACACUUCCGCCUGCUGGAACGCCAGGAUGGGAGGAGCUUGCUGAAGCUCGGCAAGAAACCUCCUGCGGCGGGAUCCUAUCGGCUAGAGAUCACCAGCCUGCCGCUGUUUGGGCCGCGCAGACUACAUCAGCUGGAGAAGCAGCAUGACAAUGACUACCUACAAGGGGAAACAGGAGACGCUCUGCGCAUCAAGCUCCACAUCCACCUGCACUGAGCUCAGAGCAUCUGUGUGUGUGUGCAAUCCUGCGCUGGACCGAGUUUUAACCUUUAAUCCAGUAGCUCCACCACCCAGUCUUGCCCCUUCAGGACCAUCCAACCAGCAGGGGGUAAUCAAGGGCGAUGAAAGACUGAGUCAAUCAGCCCAAUUCUACCACCACUUUGUUACUGUUCACAUUAUUACAUGUUCGUGUUUUGUGCUCCUCCCCCUCCCCCUCGACUUCAUUCCUGCCUGACCCAGCACUCAUUGUCCACUGAGAACCAGUGGGGCGGAGAGCAGAGAGGUGCUUUAGUGCUCGGACCAUGAUCACCUCAAGCAGACAUCGACAAACAGACAGAAAGCUUGAGGGGCCGUGCAGCACUGGGCUUUUUAUUACAGGUCCAUAAAGUGCUAAGAAAGGAUUGUCUUCGUGCAACAUGUAUGUUUCUUUUUGUCUAGUAGUGUAAAAAAAAAAAAAUUGGGACAUUAAGGCUCCAAAUAUGGUCGAAGCACUCUGUCACCUCUCUGAUCUUUUUAUUUUCUUUUUUUGAAAAGCAACACUGGGGAUAAAGGUUUGUCUCGUUUGCCCCUCUCAGUAUUUUUAGUAUGUCAUUUUAAUGUAUUUGUGCUGAUUAAAAAUGUUAACACGAAGGACUGCAGCAUUUACACAGGAUGUCAGGUUCUUAGAUCCAUAACACUCUGUUAUAUACACUUGGAUGCCAACCAAUAUUCAGACGAGAACGCAGCAGGCGAGCCGUGUUGUGCUCUGAUGUGGCUGAUUUUUUUUUUUUUUUUUUUUUGGCUCCUACCUAUGAGCAGCUUCAAAGCAGGGAUUAGCGUGUUUGCAUGUGUGCGCUGUCAUGUUUGCUUACCUCAGUACCUCUCACCAAGUAUGGACACCAUGCUGUGAUGCUGACUUAAAAACAAAAGAGGGUGCUAGCGUCCCUCAGCAUCCGUCACGGGCAGGGAACACACUAAUUAGUAGCUCGUAGACUUUAAAGAAGAUAGAUCGGGUCACGUCUGUUAUUUAUCCACUAAGGGAUUUUGACUUCAGGUGCACUGAUUCUGGACCUGAGAGGCAGAUUUUUCAUGGAGUGGAAAAUCGUCUUUUUUUCUCUCUCUUUCUCUCUCUCUCUCUCUGUCAACGGUCAAAGGCUUGGAGCUACUCCUGGCUUUACUAAAACUCGCAAAUGCUUCAGGAGAAAAGAGCUGUAGGUGACAUUAAGUUGACUUUAUCUGACUUCUUUGACUUUCACGUUAGCUCGACGUCUGAGGACUGAGCGCCGUUUACAACACGGGCACUGCUGAAACAGAGUAGCAGUCUCCAAGGUACAUGACAUGUCGAGCUGUAGCUGUAGGCAGUGCUCUGCAGAGUAAAGGCACGCACAGGUGAACACGAAACCUCACGGGAAAAUUAGAAGAAAAAAAAAUGAAACAGCAUCCAUCAGGUCGUAAUUCAUUACUCAUGAAUAUUUGUUUUCUCUCAAAGAGAAAAAAGGUGCUACAUCAAACCAUCUCUAACUCUGUAUAAAGUAAAUGCAGUCUUGAAUCUGGAUUGCAAAAGUUACUUCUUUUUUUUUUUGCUAGGUUUUUUGUGUUGAUGUCUGUCUUUUGUAUUGUCCAAAAAAAAACUAAAAAAAAAACAUUAUAAAACUUGCUUCUUGAAAAUUAAAUUGUAUAUUUUUAAGUGAAAUGUAGAUUUUUUUCUUUUCUAUCAAGGUCACAUGAAAACAAAACAAAUGCUUAGUGAGAUUGAAGGCUUUAAGUGCUGUUGACUUUGUUUUGUUUAGGAAGAAACUCCCUCCCCGAUAAAAGCAAGACAGCGUCAUAAUUAUAUAUCACUGACAGGCAUCUGUUCACCGUUCAAAUCAGCAAAAAGAGAACAAUCCAUCCUCGCUGUUAUCUCUCACGCAAGGAAGCGUACAGACUCAACACCACAUGAAUUAAGGCAAACUGUCAAAGCAUCUCAGGAUCUUUGGUGCUAAAUGAUCCUUUUCCUUGAACACUCAAGGUUGCUGCACUGUUACCACACCCUACAGUAGAAACAUAACCAUUUUUUAACCGGAGAGUCUUUGUAUACUUUAUAUCAUAAUUGUUCAUUUGUAAUUUUUUUUUUUAAUUGCCUCUUUGUUUAAGGGCAUGUGCUCACUGUAUCCUAGCUUCAGUGUCAAACUUGAAUACAGUCAUCACCUUUGUUGGGAAUGUCAUGUACUAUAUAGUAAAAGAAAAAACAAGCAUCCAACAGUUUUUUUCGUAUCUUUUUUUUUUCCAGAAGUUUGAUGUCAGAUGAAACCAGAGUUUAAAUGAAAGCUGAUGACAAUCAUGCAGUCACAUCCACCAGCUAAGAUCAAUAAAUAAAUCAGCCUUAACGGAGCAGCUUUUAAAAUCCUAAACUAUCGUGCAAAGAUGGAAACCAAAGAUUUUUGACAUCAAAUGGCAGUGUGUAAAAUCAGAGUGAUUUUCAUGAUAUUGUAAACUUUUGUCCAAUAACGUUCAUGGCAAUAAAAUAUUGUGGGUAAUAUUUUUAA